CAUUCCAAUUACUUUACUUAAUUUCAACAAGCAUAGAUUCUCCAAUCUUAUUAUUCUCUUUGCCAUUACACAAAGCUCAACAACAUAAGCAUUUUGCCAAUUACCCGUUUGAGUUGAAAAUAUGAGCAACAGAAACUUCUCAGCUAGUUCUGGUAGUGGAAAUGCUAGCAGGACAUUUGAGUUUGGAAGGACUCAUGUGGUUAGACCUAAAGGGAAGCAUCAAGCAACUAUUGUUUGGCUACAUGGUAUUGGCGAUAACGGCUCGAGCUGGUCCCAACUAUUGGAAACUCUUCCUCUUCCAAAUAUUAAAUGGAUUUGUCCAACUGCUCCUACGCGGCCUGUAGCCUUAUUUGGUGGAUUUCCUUGCACUGCUUGGUCUGAUGUUGGUGAUAUUUCAGAAGACGCUCCUAAUGAUUUGGAGGGUUUAGAUGCUUCUGCAGCACAUGUUGCCAAUCUUUUGUCAACAGAGCCUCCAAAUAUCAUACUCGGUAUUGGUGGCUUCAGUAAUGGUGCUGCAACUGCACUGUACUCAGCUACAUGUCAUGUUCUGGGACACUAUGGAAAUGGAAACAUUUACCCUAUUAACUUAAGCGCAAUUGUUUCAUUAAGUGGCUGGCUUCCUUGUUCAAGGACCUUAAGAAACCAGAUCGGAGGAUCACGUGAUGGUAUAAGGCGUGCAACAUCGUUGCCCUUAUUUAUCGGCCAUGGAAGCGCUGAUGAUGUGGUUGCAUAUGAACAUGGAGAGAAUUCUGCAAGGACCUUAAGCUCAGCUGGAUUCCAGAAUCUUAUAUUCAGAAGCUACAAUGGGUUAGGUCACUAUACAGUUCCUGAAGAGACUGAUGAAGUUUGCAGAUGGCUAACUGCAAAUUUGGCACUUGAGGGGUUAAGGUUGAACUAGAGAAGUAAAGCUUAAUCAUCAUGUUAUAGAUAUAGAAGCAUACUUUCAAUUUAAGCAAUUAAAAAAGGGGUUACAGAAUAGAUAGUGGUGUGGGGUAUAUUGGUAAUGGUAUAGCCUCUUCAUUCUCUCUCUACUAUUAUCUUGGCACUAAAUAAAACUUUUAUUUCUCCCCUUCAAGGGUUACUCAUUUUUAUUCUUCUGUGGGAUUGGAAAUGCUUUGGUGGGAAGACAUGGACAUGGAUAAUUUGCUCUACAUCUAGCAAAUUUUUAUUCAGCCAUGGUUAUGUAUGUUGCUUUAUGUAUUUCUAUUAUGUCUUUGAGACAAAAUGUAAUAAGCCAAACGUGAAUAAAACGAGUGCUAGAGUUCAUUAUAUCA
Medicago truncatula (barrel medic) is the source of this 1274-nucleotide messenger RNA. Its product is annotated as acyl-protein thioesterase 2. Gene Ontology annotation, molecular function: hydrolase activity. The transcript is spliced from 10 exons. The coding region runs from base 122 to 898 and encodes 258 amino acids. The record is from RefSeq and is a predicted model, not a curated record. NCBI's taxonomy places the organism in Eukaryota, Viridiplantae, Streptophyta, Magnoliopsida, Fabales, Fabaceae.